AUGGACGGCCUGACACCACUGCGGAAGGUGGACGCCACUCGGCACACCAAAGAGAAGACGGGGGACGCCAGGUCCUGCAGCCACCCAAGGCACGGAAGGUACACCACAGGAGCAGAAAUGGGACCUCAGAGAGCAGUCUUGGUGGCCUUGGGGCUGUGGGUCCUGUGGACGCUGGGUGUGGCGGCGGACUCCAGCGUGACAGUGCCCCCGCGCUGCCUGCUCUCGCACUACCGCUCGCUGGACCCCAAGGCGCUGGCAGCGGUCAAGGCACUGAGGGACCGCUACGAGGAAGAGACACUAGGCUGGAGGCCCCGCAACUGCUCCUUCCGCCCCCGGAGGGAUCCUCCGCCGCCCUCGUCCUGCGCUGCGCUGCGCCACGUGGCCCGCAGCAUCGCGGACGCGCAGGCUGUGCUGAGCCGCCGGCGACACCCGGAGGUGCUCCCUGGCACCGGCCCGACCCUGCGGUUGCUGGCCGCCGCGGGACGCGACCUGGCCACCUGCCUCGAGCUGGUCCAGCCAGGUUCCUCGAGGAAGUCCACUCGGCCACCGCGGAGGCGUCACAAAACGCGGAGAGCUGACUCGCCUCGCUGCCACGAAGCCACUGUCAUCUUCAACCUGCUGCGCCUGCUCACGCGGGACCUCAGGCUGGUGGCGCACUCCGGGCCCUGCGUCUGA
Molecule: messenger RNA, 675 nt
Organism: Sciurus carolinensis (gray squirrel)
Lineage: Eukaryota; Metazoa; Chordata; Mammalia; Rodentia; Sciuridae
Product: interferon lambda-4-like
Exons: 6
Coding region: 1-675 (224 amino acids)
Biological process (GO): positive regulation of immune response; cell surface receptor signaling pathway via JAK-STAT; innate immune response
Molecular function (GO): cytokine activity
Source: RefSeq, a predicted model, not a curated record